AUGCCGUCGUCAAAAUCCACCCCUUACAAGCUCUCGCACGUUCCUUGCGACAUUGCCAUGGUGAUCGACGUAUCUGGCAGCAUGAGCGCCGAUGCACCAAUUCCUGGAGAGACCGACGAGCUCACGGGAUUCAGUGUCCUCGACCUGGUUAAGCAUGCCUGUCGAACUAUCAUAUCUACCUUGGACGAGAGAGAUCGGUUGGCAAUUGUCACGUUCUCAAGAUCGGCCAGAGUUCUUUGCCCGUUGACUGCCAUGACUCCUGUCAACAAGAAGGAAGCAGAAGCCAAGGUCGACUCAAUGAUGAUUGAGACUUGCACAAACUUGUGGCAGGGACUGAAAGAUGGCAUCAAGCUGUUUGAAAACGAGGAAAACAAUGGUCGCGUCCCGGCUGUCUUGGUUCUCACAGACGGCAUGCCCAAUUACAUGUGUCCAGGUCCGGGAUACGUGCCCGCCUUGCGAGCAAUGGGCAACAUUGUGCCCUCCAUCCACACAUUCGGCUUUGGCUACCAGUUGAGGUCCGGCCUGCUGAAGUCGAUCGCUGAGCUUGGGCGAGGUAGCUACUCGUUCAUCCCUGACGCUGGCAUGAUUGGAACCGUCUUCGUUCACGCCGUCGCCAACUUGCAGUCCACAUUCGCCAUCAACGCCAAGAUAUCUCUAGAGUACCCGACUCAUAUCCUUCUCGAGCCAACAGCUGGGCCGUCGGUCGGCCAACAAACAACGGCUCAUCUGCAUUCCCCUUCUUCUUACAUGCUUACAAUUUCUCUGGGGAGUCUACAUUAUGGACAAUCUCGCGAUAUUUACUUGUGCUGGGACCGGCUUCCUCAAAGGGACUCCCCAGGGGGCGUUCCUAACCUAUCUGCGACGUUGCAGUAUAACAAGAUGACUGCAUCGCAAGACACCACCACCGACUCCUGCAGCCUUUCCAACCACACAACGUCCCUGUCCGAGGCAGAGAUUGCCUACCACAUCUCUCGGCACCAGCUCUGCGCUUUCAUCGCCUCCCUCUUUCCCAUCGACGUUCUUGGGGAGCACCGCGCAGACAAAUCCCCCAUCACGGCAAAACAGGCCCAGCUUGAUGAUCUGAUUGUCAACAUACCCGCCUCCAGGUUUCCCGAGGACCCAAGGUGCGCCUCUUUGAUGCAAGAUCUCAACGGCGACGAGCCCCUCGGGCAAAUUUCUCUUGCCCUCUGGCCCGAGCACUUCAAGCGUUGGGGCCAGCACUACCUGCCCAGCCUGCACGACGCUCACAGCCAGCAGCUGUGCAACUCCUUCAAGGACCCUGGUCCGCUGCAAUACGGGACCGACUCGCCGCUGUUUAUGAAAUGCCGCGACCGGCUGAACCAGAUGUUUGACAAUCUGCCAGUCCCAACGCCGAGCAAUCUGCCCACGCUAGGGCCGAACAGUAUGCACAGUAUGCCCUGGGGCUAUGGAGGACCCCCAGUUGGCCCGGAUGCAGGCGCGCCUCCACCUUAUUUUGAUGGAGGCGAUCUGCUGCGCUCGACAGCGACCAGAUAUUCAUCAGACGGCCGAAGUUACGCACAAUGUUUGUCCAUGUCUCGGUACAAUAUGCCGGGGAACACAUGCUUCGCGGGAAAGACGAGGGUGCUGCUCGCGAAUGGGAAGACGGUGCGGCUCUCGAGUCUCAGGCAGGGCAUGAGUGUGGCAACACCGACGGGCGCAAGAAGAGUUGCCGCGAUGGUGGUGACGCCUGUCAACAAGGCCGUCAUGAUCAAAAUGAAGGGCGUCUUGGUCACGCCCUGGCACCCCGUCGCUCUUCAGGACUCGCUGCGUGCUGACAUGCAGAGCCGUGAGUGGGUAUUUCCUUGUUGCCAGGCCACGCCUCAGCAGAUGGUCAGGUAUACCGGCCGCAUUUACUCUGUUCUCCUGCAGAGAGACGUGGACGUUGAUGCGCACGCCAUUUUGCUCAGUGGCGGUCGGGAGCAAACGCCGCUAUGGGGCGUCACGCUCGGCCAUGGAAUGUUUACUGGCUCGGAUGUCCGUGCUCAUGGCUUCUUUGGCGAUUAUGAUCGCGUGGUCGGCAGUCUGCACACAUUGCGAGCCAGAAAGGGCGGUCGGUACGUGGCAGCUGGCGUGAGGAGGUGCCCAAAGACGGGUCUGGCGUGCGGCUUUCGACAGUUCUGA
Molecule: messenger RNA, 2142 nt
Organism: Cryphonectria parasitica EP155
Lineage: Eukaryota; Fungi; Ascomycota; Sordariomycetes; Diaporthales; Cryphonectriaceae
Exons: 4
Coding region: 1-2142 (713 amino acids)
Source: RefSeq, a predicted model, not a curated record